AUGAUAAUACUAUUUCUGAGAAUAUAUUUUGAAUAUUUUUCAACAGUUGUUAUUGUGGAGAAGCCAUCCAAACCUGUUGUUAAAGUUAUCAAAGCUCAACCACAAGUACAACCAGUUAUUAUUUCUAAACCAGCUGAAAAACCGGUUGCUGUUUCUAAACCAGCUCCUAAACCAAAAGAGGAAGCUACACCGGCUGUCGUAUCUAAACCUGAAGUAUCAUCUGUAGUCAUUCCUGAACCUUCUGACAUUGAUGACAUGGCAGAGCACAGACAGUUGUACUCACUACUGAAGAAGAUGCAUUCUAAAGAGAUCAGUAAACUGAGAAAGAUGAGAAGAAUGAGAAGAAUCAGGAAGAAGAUUCUCAGCAGAAUUCUUCACAAGGAUGCCGACUAUGAUCACUAUUUUGGAAACAGGAGAUAUGAUAGCAGAGGAUAUGGUAGUAGAUAUGGUAGUAGAGGAUACAGACAUAGUUAUCAUCACGAUGGAGAAGAUGAACCCGUUGUCUUUGAUCUCAAGAAUAACCUGAAUCUCUGUGCCUAA
This is a messenger RNA of Lottia gigantea (owl limpet), 540 nucleotides long. RefSeq lists its product as hypothetical. Lineage: Eukaryota; Metazoa; Mollusca; Gastropoda; Lottiidae. The transcript has 3 exons. The coding region runs from base 1 to 540 and encodes 179 amino acids. The record is from RefSeq and is a predicted model, not a curated record.